UAUAAAACCUUUUGCAAACGAAGAUCGCAAUAGUAUCAGUGAUUACCAUCAUGAACGCCGGUGUACUCAGUUUGUUAUUUGCGGUAACAGUUUGCGCCCUUGGGGCAAAGGUUCCAUAUGCAACUCCUGGUUUUCCUGAAGACGUUCGAAAGGAUACAGCGAAACCUGAGGAUAGAAUAAUAAACGGUAACGUUGCCUCUAAAGGGCAAUUCCCAUGGCAAGCGAUCGUUUACUUUUAUUUAACUGACGGGCGACACAUCUGUGGUGGUUCCCUAAUAAGUAGUCGAUAUGUCCUAACAGCAGCUCACUGCGCUCGAAAGUGAGUAAUAAAAACAUUUUAAAU
Messenger RNA from Agrilus planipennis (emerald ash borer), 343 nucleotides. Its product is annotated as serine protease hepsin-like. Lineage: Eukaryota; Metazoa; Arthropoda; Insecta; Coleoptera; Buprestidae. The transcript is spliced from 3 exons. Gene Ontology annotation, molecular function: serine-type endopeptidase activity. The record is from RefSeq and is a predicted model, not a curated record. Gene Ontology annotation, biological process: proteolysis. Bases 51 to 323 code for a protein of 90 amino acids.